This is a messenger RNA of Acanthocheilonema viteae, 280 nucleotides long. Lineage: Eukaryota; Metazoa; Nematoda; Chromadorea; Rhabditida; Onchocercidae. The record is from the annotation of a GenBank genome assembly.
GCAUGGCGAAGAUUUGAUCGUUACCCCGUUUGCACAAAUUUUAGCCAGUUUACGGAAUGUACGCAAUAAUUUGGUUCUAAUUGCAAAUAUACCAGCGGAUGAGAAUCGUCCAAGGCCAAUUCCAAAACGACCACCACUUCAUAGUACAGCAUUACCAGCUGAUGUUAUACAGUGUGGCCAAGAUACUCUUGAUGAAUUGGACUGGUGCUUGGGUCAGCUGGAAACAAUACAAACUCAUCGAUCUGUAUCUGAUAUGGCAUCUAGUAAAGUUAGUCAUUAA